This is a messenger RNA of Corticium candelabrum, 3138 nucleotides long. RefSeq lists its product as uncharacterized. Bases 1699 to 2892 code for a protein of 397 amino acids. The transcript is spliced from 2 exons. Lineage: Eukaryota; Metazoa; Porifera; Homoscleromorpha; Homosclerophorida; Plakinidae. The record is from RefSeq and is a predicted model, not a curated record. Gene Ontology annotation, biological process: regulation of apoptotic process.
GGCAAACUGACUUGUUUGAAAUUUAAUAAGCAGUCUCUUAGGUAGAAAUACUUGAAUAUGCAAAUAGUGACACUGAAUUUAGUGAUCUUAUGACUUGAACUGUGUCUGUCCUUGCAGAUAUUUUCCAACCUGCAUGCGCGCGCUUGUGUCACGUGUGUGCAUGCGUGCGUGCGUGCGUGCGUGCGCGUGUGUGUGUGUGUGUGUGUGUGUGUGUGUGUGUGUGUGUGUGUGUGUGUGUGUGUGUGUUUUUCGCUGUCUGCGUCGAAUAAUGAAACUUUAUUGGUCGGGAAGAGUGACAAACAUAGAAGUUCUGCAAAGAGCUGAAAUGACAGGAACUGACUACAUGUUGACUCAACAACUAAAGUGGGUAGGUCAUGUCGCAAGAAUAGAUGAGAGACGUUUACCAAAGCAAGUUCUAUAAGGUCCGUUGUUACAUGCACCAAGAAAAAGCUGGUGGUCAGAAGUUGAAGUUCAAAGACACUCUAGGACACAAUCUACAGAAUGUUGAUAUUGAUCACAAAAUUGGGAAAUGAUAGCAUGUGACCGUUUAAUGUGGAAGAAAAAUAUGAUAUUAGGUUUAGAUCAUUACGAGGAAGGUAGAAUUGACAAAAUUGAAGAAAAGAGACUAAUGCGGCACAACUAUACACCACAAAAUUUGACUACUGGUACAAAGAAUGUUUGUAAUAUCUGUCAUCGAGUAUGUUGUUUCAGAUUUGGACAUUUUGCACAUGAAUGUGCUCAUCAAAGACAAAUUGUAAACAACUGCUGAAUGGAAGUCAUGAACUCAUUAUUGAGUAGCGAAAAAAAGCAGUGUGUGUGUGUGUGUGUGUGUGUGUGUGUGUGUGUGUGUGUGUGUGUGUGUGUGCGCGCGCGCGCGCGCGCGCUUGCGUCCGUGCAUCCGUACCUAUCUGCCUGCCUGCCUGCGCCUGUGCACUGCAAGCAAGGAAUGGUUGUACAUGCAUGUAUCCCCAUAUAGGGUGAAUGAACAUAGAUUUGGUGCAGUGUGUUCGCCAAAAAUUCAAGUUGUCGGAGCGAUGAGAGUAUCAGUAUUCGAAGUAGCCUGGGGCUCGUUUACACUACGUAGAUAGUGAGUUGGGGUAGUAAACCCAAAAAGGUGCCAUGGCCCUUCUGAACCAAUAAUUUUUUACUUCACUUGCAUUACUCCAAGCUGCUAUAAUGAAUACAUGUUUGUCUCGCAAUCUUCCUUCUGGCACGUGAAGCUGGGCAAAUUCGUAUGACGUUACCUACCCCACAAAGCCCUAGUAGCUAGAUAAUGGACAAGUCUCGCUAGACCGGAUGCAUAUGAGACUUCUGUCCGAAAAAAGUAAUUUCAAUAAUUCUUUCUGAUCAGGAUUUCUGGUUUCUUCCAGCUAAUGAACUGCGUGUAUGGACAGUAGAGCCACGACCCCACCCACAAACAAAAAUUGUCCGGAUAACACAUCUUGACCACGCCUUCAAGAGUUUCAAUAACUUGACUGACGAAUUGUGCACGUUUCUUCCAAGUGUGUGACGUUCCCGCUAUUUGUACAAGGUUGCAGCUCUCUAGAUUGCGGCAAACCAGUUUGGGUGGGCAGUCCCCACAACGUACGUCCAUUUCAGUUUCUCUGUGAGAGCAGCAGUUGCUUUUACUAUAAAAGGGACGGAAACGGCUGCUAUACGUUUUGAAUACCUCUCAUCUCAACAUCUCUAGCUCUAAAGAUGGAAUUUGUUAAUCCUUUACAGUCUUCGAGAACAAGACCUAAGCAUUCUGCAUUGCUAACGUUAGGCAAAGGAAGGUCUGUGAGUAGAUCGAUCGCUGGGGUCAGCCGGCCACAAACAACAAUAGAACUCGCGGCAAGCACAAGCGACUUGACAAUUGACACUACAAGCGUAGCUGAGUCAUUUCGACAUCAAGCUGAUGGAGCCUCGGUUGUAACCGAACACAACGAAAAAGACUGCAAUGUUACAGACGACAUCUUGACAACAGAAGCAGAACUGAAGACGUAUGACGAUGACCUCCAACAUAUGAUGUCAGUGUUGCAGAGGAGAUCUGCGACUAAAGACAAAUUAGUGACCCAGUACCGUUCGAAAGUCGAACAGCUUGAAACGAAGAUUUCUCAACAAGAUGCCUUGCUGAAGAAAAAAGAAGAUGAAAUUGCUCGUCUGAGGAACGAAGCUCGCCAUGCAAUUAAGAAAGCAAGAAAUGAAUGUGCGAGCCUGCAGUCUCAGCUAAUAAUUGCAAGAAAGCAAAUUCAGCAACAAGCAACGGAAAUCAGCGACCUCAAGGUAUUGGUGAAGAAAGAGAAAGCACGAGGUGACAAGGCACAGGCAGAUCUAGACAAACGUGGGCUUGAGGUACAACGGCUGACUGAAGAAUUGGCGUCCGCGAAAGAGGAGAACAAUAAAUUAAUUGAAGUGGAAACUGAAAUGAACCAAAACAUCGAAGAAAUGAAAAAAUUUACGACAACCUUUUUUCAAAAGCAAGAGAAUCUCCGCCACAAAGUUGUAGAGCAGAAAACACACGAAUCAUUACAAAUCAUGCAACCACACGUUGUUGUUGCAGACGCGACAACACCAGGACUAGCUGGUACAGUAACUGUACACCGUGUACUAUCACAACAGACCGAGUCUCUUUGGGAGCAGAGAGUAAGACCUCACUUCGAUAGCAUUACUAGAGCUUUGUCUCCCAAAAAGAUCCUUCCUAAGCUCUACAGCAACAAGUUAAUUGAUCACAACGAGUUCAGCAGUUUGUCUGGCAGCAAACAGAGUGAGCAGGAUAUCGCAACAGAAUUGUUGAGAGACAUUCUGAUAAAGAAAGGAGACGACGCCUUCGGGAAGUUCUGUGCAACACUUCGAGAUGUAGAAGGCCAACGUGAGAUUGCAGAUUUCAUUGACCCUCGGCCAACUGUCUGAGGGCAGUCUGGUCAAGUGACAGUUGUAUUUGAUUGGUACUUGCAGUUGUAUUGUCUAGAUUUAAUUGUUUUUGCGAUUGUCUGUCCUUAUAUCUAGAGUAUACUGUACUUGCAUGUUUGCUACAUUAUGCUAUAGUAUGGCACUUGACAUAUCAUAGGCGCAAGAGUUGUUUGGAGGGAAACCUAGACACUAAACUUUUGGGAGUACAUGUAACGCGAGUGAGGCAGGAAAAUUUAAUGCCCCAUU